AUGGGAAACUGCAACGUGUGUGCGAAAGCUGAUGUGGUGGAAGAUAAUAGCAAGAAGUCGAGCGACGAGAGCCGCGCCCGGAAGAAAGAGGCGAACCGGAAAAAGCAGAACCCGUUUUCGGAUGAACCGGGGCGGUCGGCGGCGCCGAUCCGCGUUCUGAAGGACGUGAUUCCGAUGAGCCACAGAACUCGCAUAAGCGAUAAGUACAUAUUGGGCCGGGAAUUGGGCCGGGGCGAGUUUGGCAUCACCUACCUCUGCACGGACAGGGAAACGAAGGAGGCGUUGGCCUGCAAAUCGAUCUCGAAGCGGAAGCUGAGAACCCCCGUGGAUAUCGAGGACGUGCGGCGAGAGGUGGCUAUCAUGUCCACGCUGCCGGAGCACCCCAACGUUGUGAAGCUCAAGGCGACCUACGAGGACAACGAGAACGUGCACCUCGUGAUGGAGCUCUGCGAGGGUGGAGAGCUCUUCGACAGAAUCGUUGCACGCGGACACUACAGUGAGCGCGCUGCCGCCGGUGUGGCACGCACCAUCGCUGAAGUUGUGAGAAUGUGCCAUAGCAAUGGCGUUAUGCACCGAGACCUCAAGCCUGAGAACUUCCUCUUCGCGAAUAAGAAAGAAAAUUCCGCUCUCAAAGCCAUUGAUUUUGGCCUCUCCGUGUUCUUCAAACCAGGGGAGAGGUUUACGGAGAUUGUGGGGAGUCCUUACUACAUGGCGCCGGAGGUUUUGAAGCGGAAUUACGGGCCGGAGGUGGAUGUGUGGAGUGCUGGGGUGAUUCUUUACAUUUUGUUGAGUGGGGUUCCUCCGUUUUGGGCAGAGACUGAGCAAGGUGUGGCCUUGGCGAUCUUGAGGGGUGUGAUUGACUUCAAGAAGGAACCUUGGCCGCAGAUAUCGGAGAGUGCCAAGAGCCUUGUGCGCCGAAUGUUGGAGCCUGAUCCUAAAAAGCGCUUGACAGCUGAACAGGUGCUUGAACAUCCCUGGCUGCAAAAUGCAAAGAAAGCUCCAAAUGUUCCAUUGGGAGAUAUUGUGAGGUCAAGGCUUAAGCAGUUUUCUGUGAUGAAUAGAUUCAAAAAGAAAGCUCUGCGGGUAAUUGCCGAACAUUUAUCAGUUGAAGAGGUAGAAAUAAUCAAAGAUAUGUUUACAUUGAUGGAUACUGACAAAGAUGGCAGAGUAACAUAUGAGGAACUGAAGGCUGGGUUGAGGAAGGUUGGUUCACAAUUGGCUGAGCCAGAGAUAAAGAUGCUGAUGGAAGUGGCUGAUGUUGAUGGGAAUGGAGUACUUGACUAUGGAGAGUUUGUAGCAGUUACAAUUCACUUGCAAAAAAUGGAGAACGAUGAGCAUUUCCACAAAGCAUUCAAGUUUUUUGACAAAGAUGGGAGUGGAUAUAUUGAGCUAGUUGAGUUACAAGAAGCAUUAGCAGAUGAGUCAGGAGAAACUGAUGAUGAUGUAUUAAAUGAUAUCAUGCGUGAAGUCGACACUGACAAGGAUGGUCGCAUCAGUUAUGAGGAGUUUGUGGCAAUGAUGAAAACUGGAACUGACUGGAGAAAAGCAUCUAGGCAAUAUUCAAGGGAGAGAUUCAAGAGUUUGAGCCUAAAUCUGAUGAAGGAUGGCUCGCUUCAGCUUCAUGAUGGCAUUACUGGUCAAGCUGUGGUGGUUUAG
Sphenostylis stenocarpa is the source of this 1656-nucleotide messenger RNA. The record is from the annotation of a GenBank genome assembly. Lineage: Eukaryota; Viridiplantae; Streptophyta; Magnoliopsida; Fabales; Fabaceae.